AUGACGACCAAUUGCCACGUCCAAGUACGCAGGGUCGGUCAGAUCAAACGGCUCGGCGUGCUUGAAAAGGCCUUCCAUUGUCUUUGGGUUGUUAUUAACGCCCUUUUCGCUGAGCAUGCAGCUGCCCCCGGAGCCCCAGAGAAACUUGUCCUUCAGCCUAGAAGGAUCCCCGCGAUCAUCGUUAAGAAGCGAAACAAGGUGGCCACCCAAGACGCAAAAGCCAUUGCCGUGAUUGCGGGUGUAGGUCAUGGCACUGGUGCGUCUCUGGCGCGCAAAUUCACCACCACAUAUCCCGUGGCACUGCUGGCUCACUCGCACCCCAAGGUCGCUUGCCCUGGAUCCAGUAUAGGACCCCCAAGCAGUUGA
Molecule: messenger RNA, 366 nt
Organism: Aspergillus tanneri
Lineage: Eukaryota; Fungi; Ascomycota; Eurotiomycetes; Eurotiales; Aspergillaceae
Exons: 3
Coding region: 1-366 (121 amino acids)
Source: RefSeq, a predicted model, not a curated record